Molecule: messenger RNA, 3933 nt
Organism: Meleagris gallopavo (turkey)
Lineage: Eukaryota; Metazoa; Chordata; Aves; Galliformes; Phasianidae
Gene: CNR2
Product: cannabinoid receptor 2
Biological process (GO): G protein-coupled receptor signaling pathway
Cellular component (GO): membrane
Molecular function (GO): cannabinoid receptor activity
Source: RefSeq, a predicted model, not a curated record
GCUUUCUUAACAAGAGCAAAAAGAAGGUAAGUGUUUCAGUAGUAGACUGAAGACUGACUCUUUACAGCUGGUUUUUAAAAAUAUUUACAUUAAAUAUACUGGAGAGACUUCCAAAUGCUUUGCAAACGUGAGUGGUGCUGAGCUCUGAGGCCAAGCACUCUGCUGGUUGGUGUUGCGUUUGGCUCCAUGUGGGAUUUCAGUGGAGCACUGCUCUGCCAUGUCGUGUGCUUCGUGCUGGCACAGUGUUGCAGCUCUGCAGUGGGCAGAUAGUGACUGAAAACAAAUAAAGCCAAUAAUCCUCAACGUGGCACUUGUGCCAUAGAGUUUUUAACGUCAGGAAAAUAACUGCUGGGCAUUUCUUAAUGUGGCCAGAGGGACAAGCCAGAGGGAACAGCUACUUCCAAAGUAGUGCCAAAACUGUGCAAAGAGGUAGACCGGGUAGACCUAGGGCCCCGUGCCUUCCCUUGCAGACACAACAGUUGGAAGGAGGACUGGGGGGAGUUCAGUCCAAACUGCAGAAAGCUGUCCUUGUCACUCAGCCUGAGGCACAGCAAAUAUGGGAAGAGGAGGUCUGGCUGCCUGGCUGAUGUCUACAAGCCCAGCACAGUGCUGCAUUUUGAACCUAAGGGCUUAUCUUAAUUAUAUCAGGUUAAUGGAGGAAACGGCCCCAGAACGGUCAGUACAGGAGUUUUUUGCCACUAUAACCAAAGUUUCUCCUGACGCAACAUUGCACAGGGGACAGCACUUUGCUUACCUACAGGCACUUGCUUUUUGUUCAAGUGGUUUCCAGUCUCCUCAGUACAGAGUCAUAGAAUCAUUAAGGUUGGAAAAGGCCUCCAAGAUCAUCAAGCCCAACUGUCCACCUAUCAUUUCCCCUCUAGACUGUGUCCCGUAGUACAAUAUCUAAACAUUUCUUGAACACUGCAUUGUAGUGUUCUUUGGACACUACGUAAAUGCAGGUAUGGAGAAUUUAAGAAAGGGAAGCUGUUUGCAAUUAAUAGAUGUCAAGGUAGAGUUCGCUUAAGUGAUGUCUUGGUUUGGAUAGCAAGGUUUUGCUGAGGGAGUUUUGGGUACCCAAGGAGGCAGCAUCCCUGGUGAGUCCUGAGAUGUGUCAAAGCCCACCUGGCUGCACAGUGCACCCCUCUGGGGAGUCAAGGGCUGUCAGAUUUAAUAAUGACAUUGAGUAAUUACUGCUGCAUGUUCUGCGAAGAGCUGCCGGAAACAUGAGAUGCUGAGGUUGGAGUGCAAUAGCUGUGGUCCUGUGUGGUUGCCCCAUGCCAGAACCUGACGUAAGAGGAGAGCAGCUUGCUGCAAUGCUAAGCCACGUUUCAUCCCAAAGUCCAGGACUACUCCAGUCCAAUAUGCCAAGAAAUGCAAAUCAGGAUCAAAAUGCUCUGGGUGUAACAAGCGACUGAAUACCCUGCAGCUGCCAAUGUUUGUUCCCCAGUGGGCAGGUGGGAGCAAAGUGUGGGGUCAGGGUCUUCUCAGUGGGUUCUGGACAACAUCACAGGCUGAUGGGUGUUCGCAGCUGCUGUGAAGCACAGGAACAGCAGCAGCAGUCAGAGGAGUGGGUACUCAGUGGGGAAGGAAGUAAUGGAGACAAGUACAAACAUCUCUUGCUGCUAAAAUGUGGUGGAUGUGGUUUUCUAGAGUGUUGGUCACUGCUAUCUGUUGUAGCCUCCAAAGUCAUCUGCUGUCCUUGAUGAAUGAGAACAAGCUCUUCAGUGUGGUAAAGAUGAAGGGAUUUGAAUGCAUUAAACUGCGGAAGUGUAGAGAAAAACAGGACUUGACUGCUACAGCAUGCACUGAGCAGCUCUGCACCCCUAGCAGGCAUUUCCCCAUCACACUGCAUUUCCCUGAGAGGAGGUUGCAACAGGAUCAUCUCCUUUUGUGUAAAAGAAGGGAUACAUCAAGGGAACUGAAUUUACUAAUUGUAGUGUUCCUGUGGAGCUAUCCCUCACCUUCCCCUCAAUCUUUUUCAGAGCAGCUGGAGUACAGGAAGCCAAAACUCUCCCUGCAAGCUCCCGGCUCCAGUUAAGUAUAAUGGAUAAUUGUGAGAUGUAUGAAAAUGCCUCCAAAUGCAUUGCGAGCUCCAAGAGCAUGAAAUGCUUCAUGGUGCUCAGCACACAAGUGCAGAAGAUCAGCAUUGCCACACUUUGUGGCCUCUUUGGAACAUUGUGCAUUUUUGAGAACUGUCUGGUACUUUACCUGAUCUUCUCCUCCUCUGGUACAAGGAGAAAGCCUUCUUACAUCUUUAUCAGCAGCCUGGCCUUGGCGGACCUCUUGGCCAGCAUCAUCUUUGUAGGAAGUUUUGUUAACUUCCAUGUCUUUAAUGAAACUGAUUCUUCUAAAGAAUUGUUCCUGCUGAAGCUGGGAGGGGUGAACACAUCUUUCACCGCCUCCCUGAGCAGCUUGUUGCUAACGGCCCUGGACCGCUACAUCUCCAUCAGCCGCCCCUCCAAAUACAAGCUGCUUGUGACGAGAAAGAGAGCGUGGACAGCACUAGGAGUGCUUUGGCUGAUAUGUGUAGCCAAUGCCUUCCUGCCUCUGAUGGGUUGGAACUGCUGUACACUCCACUCAGCCUGUUCCGAGCUGUUCCCUUUUGUGGACAACAAUUAUCUGUCCACUUGGAUCUGUCUUGUCUUGAUUUUGCUGGGGUGUAUAGUCUGCGCUUACGCACAUGUGCUGUGGAGGGCUCACCAGCAUGUGGCAUCCAUGGAUAAACACCAGGUGCAUGUGGGAAAGCAGAACGCCAGGAUGAGGAUGGACAUCAUGCUGGCCAAGACCCUCGUCAUGGUGCUGACCGUCCUUGUGCUGUGCUGGUUGCCGGCCCUAAUUCUCAUGAUUUACAGCAUCUUUGUAAGGCUGAACAAUCACCUGCGCAAGGUAUUUGCCUUCUGCAGCACCCUCUGCCUGUUCAAUUCUAUGGUAAACCCCAUUAUUUAUGCCCUGCGGAGCAAGGAGCUGUAUUCCUCCCUGAGGAUGCGCCUUUCCCGUUGCAGGAGGCAGCUGAGGACCUCAAAUGACAGCCCGGAAGCAGAGAGUGCUCACAGGUCCUCCAUGAUAGAGACUGUCUGUGAGGACAUACAUGUCAUGUAGGAUGCAGUGCCAGGAAGUCUGAGCUCAGCUGGAGUGUGGAUCAUUUCUCUUUUGGAUUGCUUUUAUUUUCUGUCCUUGUAGAAGUCCUGGGAGAUGACAGAUUGGGUCGUGGAGUCAGCUCCUACUGAUGUUUUCUUAGACACUGGGACACUAAAUGCCCAGACCUGUACAGACUGCCAUUCCCAGGGCUGCCAAGACCCUGUGCCAUGUCAUGGUGUGCUGCACACAAAGCAGAGGGUGAUGCCAUACCUCGGAACAGCAAAUCCCAUCUGCCCGCCAGUAGCUACCUGAACUUUUCCUUGCACUCAGUUAUGUCUGCCUCAGCAUUUCACAAAGUGUUGUCCCAGCCCUUUGCUUGGCACGGGCAGAGUUACACAAGCACUGUCAGCAAAGCUCUAGCAGUACUGCGUAGUAACAGUACACCUAUUUAUGCCCGCCUUGCAGACUUACAGAAACUUAAUCUCUGCCACAUGUUGUUGGAUGUUAUAAAAUUAAACAUUAAAUAAAUGUUUCAGCCUUUUCUUCCACUAACCUCUGAGGCAAUAGAUUCUUGUGCAAAUCACACAGAAGCAGCAGUUUUGGCUGUAAAACCCCCGGGCCCUUCACCAGUGCCCUAAGGACCGCGGGGCUGCCUCAGGGCCCGGCCUGCCUGGCCUGUCCGGGCACGGGCGCGAGGCCUUUGGACUCUGCCCUGGCUCAACAUGCAGCCGACGCGACCCAGGAUUGAGGGGUCUCGGGGAAGCUGAAGCGCCAACCCUUCCUCCUCACAGAGCGCAGGCAGCAGUCAGGGACGCGCCGCGGGCAGAGGCGGAUGGGGAGGCGGAGGGCCUCGCU